GGGGCGAGAGGUGAAGGGUGAAGGGGCGGCCGUGCCGUGCCGUGCCGUGCCGGGCGGAGCGGGGCGAGGCGAGGCGAGGCGGCCCCGCCGUGUCACAAGAGUCCCGCCGGGCCGGGAGGCGAUCGCCAUGGAAACCCAGGCCCGCCCCAGGCCCCGGUCCCGCCCCUGUCCCCCGGGCGAAGCCGUGGUGGUGGCGGCGGAGGCGGCAGCAGCGGGGCCUGGGCGCAGCGUGGAGCCCGGCCGGGCGAGCCGCGGCUGAGCCGCCCGCAGGCUGCGCGGAGGGGGCGAGGGCGGCGGCUGCAGCGGCGGGGAGCGGCGCGGCCGGGGGGCGGGCAGCGAGCGCUGAGGGGCGGCGGCGGCGGCGGCGGCGCUUCCCGAGCCGGGCCCGGGCCGUGCCGGGCCCGUCCCCGUCCCUGUUCCCGUUCCCGUUCCGCCGCCCCCCACCUGGCGCCAGGUGCCCGCCCGCCAUCUUCUGGUGGCCCCGCGGGGGGCGCGGCGGGGGGUCGGGGGGUGCUGGCUCCUGGCCCCCCCCACAGCGCGCUGCGAGGCCCCGGCGCCUCGCCAUGGCUGGGGAGGCGGCCGCGCAGCGCUUCGACGAGGAUGAUUUCUACUGUCCCGUGUGCCAGGAGGUGUUCAAAACGCCCGUGAGGACCGCCAACUGCCAGCAUGUAUUUUGCAGGAAGUGCUUCUUGACAGCUAUCAGAGAAAGUGGAACACAUUGUCCUCUCUGCCGGGGGAGUGUGACUAAAAAAGAAAGAUCUUAUCCCAAAAGGGCUCUAGAUGUUGAAAACAAUAUGAAGAAAGCUUCUGGGGGCUGUAGAUGCUGUGAGAAGCAGGUUAGAUUUUCAUGGAUGAGACAGCAUUAUAAAACGUGUAAGAAGUAUCAGGAUGAAUAUGGUGUUUCUUCUAUUAUUCCAAACUUACAGAUUUCCCAAGAUUCAACAGGGAACAGUAGCAGGAAUGAUUCAAUAUCUGAUAACGGAGGGAUGGCUAAUAAUCAAAUACUUCAAGGAGAUACAAGUGGACAUCCAACCUUCAAAUGCCCUCUGUGUCAGGAAGCCAAUUUUACCAGGCAGCGCUUGUUGGAUCACUGUAAUAAUAGACAUCUUUAUCAGAUAGUUCCUGUUAUCUGUCCUAUUUGUGUAUCUCUUCCUUGGGCAGAUUCUAACCAGGUUACCAGAAAUCUUGUUAGCCAUCUAAAUCUGAGACACCAGUUUGACUAUGGAGAAUUUGUGAAUCUUCAGCUUGAUGAAGAAGCCCAAUACCAAAACGCAGUUCAAGAAUCCUGUCAUGUGAACUUUUAAAGUAUAGGCCCCCUUCAUCCUACUGACUGAGAGAAAAAAAAUGCAUUAAUUUUGUUGGUAAUCUGAAGCAUAUAUUAAUAAAAAUAGAAUCCAGUAACUAGUUUUCAGGCUUAAUUUUUCCACGCCGAUAAGGACUUUUCGUAAGUGAUUUUACUAAAACUCAAACUAGACAUUUUUACUGAGAUCUGUCCCUGUGGAAUUAGGGACCUUUUUGAAACAUCUCACAGUUGUCAUGAUUGUCUUUAACUUUUACUACUCUGUUAAUUACACAGUUUCUUAUGUUAAUGACAGAUAUUUUAACUGACCAGUAACAAUUUGAAAACAGCAUGUUGGAAAGCGAUGCAAAGAUGCUCUGUUGCACUGUUGAAUUUUUUUUAAGUUCAUUUUUCAUCUACUAAGAUAGCUGUGAGAUAAUAAUUUUUUCUUCUUCCUGCCUAAGGACAAAGUUUUAUUUGAUGUUGUGGUUUGUUUUUUACCAUUGCUAUGUAAAUGAAAAUAAUGCCAAUGUAAGAAAUCAGAAUACUUGUUUUGCGUAGAUCAGCAGUGCAGAGGAGGUUUCUUUCACUUUCACUGAGAAAGGAUGAUGCCAUUGCCUGGGAAUAAUUACAUAUGUUUUUUCCCUUUUUGAGCAUAACUAAAGUAGGACACUUACUUAGUAAACUGGAUGAAGAGUUUUCUCUGUACUCCCAACUAUUCAUGAAGACCAUUCUCCUGAUAUAUUGGGUUUGCUUCUGGCCUGCCUUUCUUGGGAGACUGUGUAAGUAGAGAACUAAUCGGCUUCAGACCUACCAGUGCUCAGAAAUUAACUUGUUUAUUUUGGUAAAACUGAUGAGAACUUCAACACCUACUGCAUCCAAAGACUUGAAAAAACAGUUGAGAAGAAAAGCUUCUUUUAAAAUAAUUACCAACAUAUUCCUAUUCUAGAUAACCAUACCCCCAGCAAGACAGUUAUUAAAAUCAGAGGAAAAAAAUUACCUAGGCAAUUUUGAAUUUAAAUAGAAAAUCAAUUUUUUUUAAAUAAUGUUCAGAUAUUUAAUACUGAUGGGAGGAAUGGGAAAUAAAGCUGCACAGAUAACUUUUUUGAGAUUCAGACAGAGAGAGUUCUGAAUAUGUACCUUUAGGACUGACUCUUCAUGUUGCAUUACUAUCAUCCAUUGGCAAACUGUUGUUCUUAAUGCGUACUGCAAAUGUGGUGAAGAGCAUACCCAGUAAUUUUUCUGGUCUAGUUAAUGAGUUAUAUGUAAUAAUAUCAGUAGUGCAGCAGAAGUACAAUCUGCUUCUUGUACCCUCUCUCCCAUUUGCUCUCCAAGGUUUUGAUUAUUCUUUAAAUACUAAAACAUCUCUUAUUCUGAAACUGUUAAGGUUGAAAUGCCUCAUUCUACAAUGUAAUGGGUUUCAAAACUGAACCCUAGUUAUAGUAUGUUGAGUGUUGGAAUUAAAAUGCUAAUACACUGUAACUUGAAAUUUCUAUCUUCUAUUUUCAAAAAGUCUAAAACAUCACUGAAGGAAUCAGCUGGCUAAAAUACAGCUAAACCCAGCUAUUUCAGAGCUAUCUAAAAAUUAACAUCCCUUUUAUAAAACAUGAGUGGUAUUUUUUUACUGGCUUGAUAUGAUAUUUUGACAAAAGGCCAGAAUUCGAACUGGUGCUCCACCUUUCUUGUUUGCCUUCGUAUUCCUAUCUGAGUGUUCUCACUCUGUAAGCUCUAGUGCUUGUUCUGACCACAUACUGUUUUGGUGUGGUUCACUCCAAAUGUGAUCUAACUGAAAAGUUUUAGAUUUUUUUUUCUCUGUUCCUCUAUAAAGCUAGCUGUGAAAUAGUGUCCUUAAACAGAAAGAAAUUUCAAGGUAGCCUGAUACUAAAGUUGUAAUUUUUAAAGAUAAAAUGACCGUGGUGUUUGGUUUUUAUUGCUGCAUAAAUGUUCUAAGGAAUUUAAUAGUUAUAUUAAACUUUUUUUAGAUUCAGUGAAAUAUUUAUCUGAUCUGGCAAAAAAUGCCUGUAGCCAAUACAGAUUCAGAACACCUCUUGGACACUGGAACUAGUUAUUUCUGUUACUUGAACAUAACCUUGACAAUUGCAAAUAUAUUUACAUCUACUUUAAAACUCUGGGAAACAUGUUUUUCUAUAGCAAUAAUUAGUUGUCACUCGGUGCAUAGUUGCUGAAGUAGCAUUUUGGUCAUGUUUAAAUGCUGAAAGACUCAAAUGCACAUUUUUAAGCACCAAAAGGCUACAAACACAAUAUAAAAAACUUGCAAACUGUUUAUCCUCUUUAUUUGUGUAUACUAAGAUCUGUACUGGUAGGCGUUGCCUUGCUUAAUGUUUUAUACUUCUAAUAUGAAGAUAUUGCAUCCAGUACAUUCACUAGGUAAGCGUUUAAUGAAAAUGAACGAUCUAAUUAAAUAUGCUGCUGCUGGUCAUGAUCUUUCUCACUGAAACUUAAAACGUGCACAAAAAAGCUGUGUAUUUGUAAUAGGUCAUGCUUAUACUCAGAACAUAAAAAACCUUUACUGGGACAUUGCUGUUGAACAAUGUUUUUCAUGUUCAUGUUGCCUUGUGUAUGGUUUCAAUAUGCUACAUUAUGUUGGAAUUUUACCUUCUGUUUUUUUCGAUUAAAGUUAUUUUAUUUUCUAUUUGUCUCUUUGUUGCAUAAUAAAGAUGAUCAUUUCCUUUGGCACUA
Molecule: messenger RNA, 3979 nt
Organism: Anas platyrhynchos (mallard)
Lineage: Eukaryota; Metazoa; Chordata; Aves; Anseriformes; Anatidae
Gene: RNF138
Product: ring finger protein 138
Biological process (GO): double-strand break repair via homologous recombination; DNA double-strand break processing involved in repair via single-strand annealing
Cellular component (GO): site of double-strand break; nucleus
Molecular function (GO): ubiquitin protein ligase activity; single-stranded DNA binding
Source: RefSeq, a predicted model, not a curated record